AUGAUCUGGUCGAUCUCUGUAGACUUGUGGGGCUCGAGGAUGUACAACAUGAUGAACCAAUUCCAAAAAAUCUUCGUCGUCCAACCAGUCUGCACACCAACAUCGCCCGAUCAAAGCGAAUGCGUUCAACCCCCAGCAACUGAAAAACCGCCCUGCGAUCCUAGUAAAGACCCGCAAUGUGCCGAAGUACCAUCGGAACCUACUGAACCAGGAUUGGUCACCAAAGCGCCCGAGGAAUCCAAGCAACCAUCACCGAAAGAACCGACGGAACCGGGACUUGAAACUGAGGCUCCUAGUCCUAAACAAGAGUCUCCGGCAACAUUGGAAAGCAGAUUUAAGGAAGAAACCAGUGCACCUCCAGACACUGAUAAGGAACCUGUUACACAACCUGGACCAGGUCAUUACGCCGUUAUGCCGAUACGCCGCGCCGUUUCUAGGAUAGUGUGGCUGCACCCUGAUACGUCUGAUCACAGCAACGUAGCCAACUGUUCGAAACUUUCCAUUAAAGCAGAUUAA
Sitophilus oryzae (rice weevil) is the source of this 516-nucleotide messenger RNA. RefSeq names its product predicted GPI-anchored protein 58. The transcript is spliced from 3 exons. NCBI's taxonomy places the organism in Eukaryota, Metazoa, Arthropoda, Insecta, Coleoptera, Curculionidae. The record is from RefSeq and is a predicted model, not a curated record. The coding region runs from base 1 to 516 and encodes 171 amino acids.